Parasteatoda tepidariorum (common house spider) is the source of this 4112-nucleotide messenger RNA. RefSeq names its product beta-1,4-glucuronyltransferase 1. Lineage: Eukaryota; Metazoa; Arthropoda; Arachnida; Araneae; Theridiidae. The record is from RefSeq and is a predicted model, not a curated record.
UUUUCACUUAUACUAAGGUUUUAUUGUGGACAAAAUAAUGAACUGAAAUGCCUUAUGGCUCUGCUACGGUCUAGUGAAAAAGACAUGUAAGUAGCGUGCGGACAUAUUGUUCGAUCCUCAUUAAGGGGAAGUACAUAGUAUAAAACUUUCAAUGAAUUGAUAAAAAGGCUAAAAGGCAGAAUUGAUAGGAAGUUUUUCCGGUAGUCGAAAUUAAAACUCCUCAGCCAUUCUGAUGUUGUUGAUUUGCUGUUAUUCAAUGUAAAAAGAUAUGAGUAAGUUAAUAUUUUAAACUACAUCGUGUUUUCAAAAUUACGUUAUAACUAUUUCUUUUUGUUAUUGUAAAAGCACAAAAACAAGAAUUUGUGGAAAAUUAUUAUCUAUUGAGACACAGCAGAAUUAAAGAGAAAAAAAGUAUCUUGCAUUUGUCUGAAUCUGGAGUUUAAUGUCUCUAAAGAACACCUCUGCUCUUUGAUGCGAAGAAAGAAAAUUUUACUUGCAUUUGUGGCUAUCCUGAUAUGUCUAACCUUAUUUUUCAACAGCUUAAUUCGUGAAGUAACUUUCUAUUUUCCAAUUUUAUCUGUGCAACAAAAUGUCUGUGAUGUAUCAAGUUUGCAUUUGAGGAUAAGCAAUCAUCAUUUGACUACCAUUGCGCCAAACAAAUGUUGGCAUGGAGAUGCGGUCUAUGGAAACUUUUGUGUUAUUUCACCAUAUUCUCAAAGAGCCACAGAAGAAGACGCAUCUGUAACAUUAACAACGCAAGGCACAGUUGAGUACCUCCAUCAUGUCGUAGUACUUUGCCGAAGAUGGGCUGGUCCCAUAUCUGUAGCUGUAUUCACCCCACCAGACGAUUAUUCUGCAGCAAGACAAGUUGCCGACAGGCUCAGGGAUUGUGAUUUUUGUAUUCGACGCUGGGUGUCGUGGCAUUUCUUUCACUACAAUGUCCCUAUGCCUUCGUACAUGGACACGGAAAUCCCCAAGGACUGUAAAUUUCUCACCCAAGACCAAAAGACAAAAAAGCGAAGGUCUGACGGUAUCUAUCCAAUCAAUGUUGGACGAAAUUUAGCGAGGGCAAAAACCAAUACACCGUAUGUGUUUCCAAUAGAUAUAGAACUCUAUCCAAGUGCUGGUAUUUUGCCUAAAUUUGAAAGAAUGCUCCACAGUAUUAAUCUUUCAGAGGGUUUGCAUGUUUGGGUAUUACCAGUUUUUGAAGUUUUUUCAAAAUACAGAGCUCCAAUAACGAAAGGUGAACUGAAAACUAUGUUUGCAAAAAAGCAAGCUAUUUCCUUUCAUCAGUAUAGAUGUAAUAUCUGCCAUAAAAUACCCAACCUUACACAAUGGAUAAACAAUGAGGAAUCUUACCAGUCUGAAGUUACGGAAUCUUUGGAGGCUUUGAAAGUAUGGACAACGGUUAAACGUAGCAAGAAAUACCAACUCCAUGUUUGGGAGCCGUUCUUCAUUGGAACUCGAGAUGAUCCCGAAUUCGAUAUACGCUUGUCCUGGGAGGGGAGACAGAACAAAAUGCAAGUUGCCUUUGAAAUGUGCCUCAUGGAUUACAACUUUCACAUAAUAGAAAAUGCGUUUUUAGUUCACUCUCCGGGAAUCAGCAUCUACAAUGCCUCUGAGGAAAAAUUCAGAGACAAGUAUAGUGUUCAAAAUAACAAAUUAAUUUCAACAAUAAGGAAGGAUUUAAUCAAGAAAUAUGGUCCAAAUAAAGAUUGCUGAGUUACUUGUGUUAUUUAAUAAGUUAUUAGUGUUAAUUGUCUGAGAUACUUGUUUUAUACUUCUGGUAUGUUGUAACAUGAAACUGUCUCUGAAGGUGGCAAAUUAUUUAAAGAUUCAUAAGCAACCAUUUAGUGUUCUAUUUGUACUAUUAUUAUUUAGUAAAAAAUCUUUUUUUCUUUGCUUAACUUAUAAAGAGCAAAUAUCAGCAUUUAAAUAUGAUUUGAACCAAGAUUAUGUGACAUAUCCAACAACUCUUAAACUUUAUGAAUUGUUAAUAAAUAAAAAAAGGCUAAUCUAAAAUAACAGUUCUGUUAGUAAUUUCUAAGUUUAAUUGGUCCAUUCAAUAUAUAAUAACUAAGAAAUGUCACAUACUCGCAACUUCGCAGAAUAGUUUUAAGAAAUAUUGACGAAACGAGACUCAUUGAAGCAAUUACGUCACUCAUUUAAAAGCUUGGUUUUCAUUACGAAUGGACGACGUAAGAAAUUUUAUAUCGUAUUAUAUUUGUUGAACAUCGUGAUGUAUCAUAUAUUUUCCUUUGAAUCAAAACUACACAAUCAGUAUAAAAUAAACAAAAGAAAUAAACCUUUGACAAUAGAAACUGGUAGUUAUAAAAAAAUGCUUUUAUAGCAUCAGUAACAUCGUUUAAUUUUUUAUUUAAAAAAAAUAAAGAUGCAUUGACUUAGGAAGGAAUUCUCAAAAUAAUAAUAAGCUCAAUUAAACAAUAAGAUUUAAUUAAAAACUACUUGAGAUUUAUUGGUCAAAAAAUACAAAGUUCUAUUAAAGUAUUUUUCUUACAUGCAUUGUAAAAUGAAAUUUUUAAAAAAUAAAGGAAUAUGAGUAAAAAGUAAAAGAAAUGUAAUUAUGCACUUAAGUGAAAGUUUUAAAUGAUUUGGGGACAAAAAAGAGCUUUUAAAGCAACUCUAGACACUUUUUAUUUAUUUAUUAGAAAUAAUGAAGUUGAAUUUACUAAUCUACACUUAAUAAGUGUAAAAAUAAAUGUAGACUUUGUUUCAUUUAUUUAUUAUUUUUUUAAGAAACAAAAUUGACUUAAAAUUUAGUUUAAGAAUAAUACUGAAUUGCUGUCAAAAUAUUUAACUAACAUACAUUGAAAGAAAAUUUAAAAAAAUAAAAAAUAAUAAAAUUGACGGUACUAUUGUCAAAAUACUUUUACGAUACUUUUAAAACAUUAAAACAUCGCUCAUAUUUUUAUUUAAUAAAAAAAAUGUCAUUUAAACUGAUAGCCAAGCUCUUAAAAAAAAUAACGCUUUGUUUCAUUUUUUUUCGAGAAAAAAAAUCAAAAAAUCUGUAGAAUUAAAAUUAAUGAUAAAUUCUUUUGAAAAAAAUUUUAACCUGCAUGCAUUGAAAAAUUUAGGAAAAAAUAUUACGAAAUUUUUUUUUGAAAAUUAACGAAAUGCACUUAAAUAAAGAUACAUCAAAUGAUUUUUUAAUUAAAACCCUGCAAGUCUUACUAAAAAUAAUCUUCAAGAAACGUUGAUAAAUCUUGAUUUAAAAAAAAAUGCCACGAAAUAAUACACAGAGAUGGCAAAGUAAUAGCACUAUUGAAAAUAAUUUUCAAAAAGCUAUGUAAAAUAUGUGAAAAUAAAUAAAGAUGCAAAAAGAAAUAAAAUACGUUGCGUUCUACAUUCUGAUGUUGAUCCGUGCAUGAAACAAAGACUUCGCUGUAGGCCAUUCAAAAUUACGAAACGAACAUCGUCUUAGUAGCUAAACGAAAUCGAAAUCGUCUUAGUUAGAGAGCUAACAGCUGUAGAGUGAGCAAGGAUCCUCGUAUGCUUAAUCUUUACAUCGCGAGGGCCUUCUUAUAUCAGCGGCUUAAGUCAGAGUUCAUAUGUAUCGCGAAAAGCACUAUAUCGGCGUAACGAUGUAUACGUUAAAUCGAUAUUUGCAAUUUAUAGCUAGAUGGCCAGCCCUAGUCAUCAUAGGUAAAUCAUUAAAUGCCAAAUUAUUUCCAACAAGUUACAUGCCAUUGACAUGUAUAACAUAUUAUAACAUUUUAUGAUACAAGUAGAUACUUUUAUUAAGACCUCAAAUUAUUCAACCAUGGUGUAAUAAUUUAAUAAUAAGUAUGUCAUUUAUAAUAUAUAAGAUGAAAGUCUCUCGAUUUUAUAAAAUUACUAAAAAUGCAUUGUCAGUAAUUAUAAUUAACUGCAUUUUCUAAACAUAUUAAUUACUGCUUUUAUUAUUAAAAGGCAAGUAAGUUCUAUACUUUAUAGAAAGAUUUUGUAUAGAUUAUAUUUAUUAAUUUUUAAAUUCAACAAGUUUACUAUUUAAGAAGAUUGCUAUUUUGUUAAAUUUUUAUUUGACACUCAUUAUGACGUCUCAUUUACUAUAUGUAUUUACAUUAGUUAAUAAAUUGUUACAAUUUUGUUUA